ACUUCUCCUCUCCCCCCUUCUUCUUCCCCUUCGAAUCAAAUUUCAAAUCCAAAGUCCAAGCGCAGAAACAAAUGGCUCUGCCUAACCAGCAAACAGUUGAUUAUCCAAGUUUUAAGCUCGUAAUCGUCGGCGAUGGCGGUACAGGGAAAACAACUUUUGUGAAGAGGCAUCUUACAGGAGAGUUUGAGAAAAAAUACGAACCAACAAUUGGUGUCGAGGUCCAUCCGUUGGAUUUUUUCACCAACUGUGGAAAACUUCGGUUCUACUGCUGGGACACAGCUGGGCAAGAGAAGUUUGGUGGUCUGAGAGAUGGAUAUUACAUUCAUGGCCAGUGUGCCAUCAUUAUGUUUGAUGUUACUGCUCGGCUUACAUACAAGAAUGUUCCAACAUGGCACCGUGAUCUUUGCAGGGUCUGUGAGAACAUUCCAAUUGUUCUCUGUGGAAACAAGGUUGAUGUUAAGAAUAGGCAGGUGAAAGCAAAGCAGGUCACUUUUCACCGGAAGAAGAAUCUACAGUACUACGAGAUAUCAGCAAAGAGCAACUAUAACUUUGAGAAGCCUUUCCUUUAUCUUGCUAGAAAACUUGCUGGGGAUCCUAAUUUGCACUUUGUGGAAGCUCCUGCCCUUGCUCCUCCGGAGGUGCAAAUUGAUAUUGCAGCCCAGCAGCAGCAUGAGGCUGAACUUGAGGCUGCUGCUGCUCAGCCUCUUCCAGACGACGAUGAUGAUGCCUUCGAGUAGAUAAAGGGUUUUAUUAUUAAAGUAAAUGUAUGUGUUUUGAGCAUAUUUGGGUACUAGGCUAAAAUUUUUGUGCAGUUGUGUCCAUACCUGCAAGCAUUUGUCGUCCAUUCAAUCUCUGUAGAAUGUUCAACUGCUAUUCAGUAUCACUUGUAAUCCAUUAUAUUUCUGCUAAAUGUAGGGAAUUGAAAUCUGCUUUCAUGUUAUAUUGUUUGUCUACUCGUUUCUUUAAGUGAUUUCUGGGUACAACUCCUCACCCAUUAGGAAGAUGCUGUUGCUUCCCUACAAGAAAGUCUGGGUUGAACA
Rubroshorea leprosula is the source of this 1040-nucleotide messenger RNA. Lineage: Eukaryota; Viridiplantae; Streptophyta; Magnoliopsida; Malvales; Dipterocarpaceae. The record is from the annotation of a GenBank genome assembly.